Molecule: messenger RNA, 1483 nt
Organism: Telopea speciosissima
Lineage: Eukaryota; Viridiplantae; Streptophyta; Magnoliopsida; Proteales; Proteaceae
Product: cold-responsive protein kinase 1-like
Exons: 7
Coding region: 93-1283 (396 amino acids)
Biological process (GO): protein phosphorylation
Molecular function (GO): ATP binding; protein kinase activity
Source: RefSeq, a predicted model, not a curated record
CUCGGUCUAUGCUGUAUCGACCUGGCUUUCAAGGUUUUGGGUUCUUUUACAACUGAGACAUUGAAAGCUUGUCAGUGGUGCAUUAUACAGUAAUGAAUUGUUUCUCUUUCUUGUUUACAAGGAAGAAAGCUUCAUCAGCUAGAGAGACUGUUGAAGUUGUAGAAGAAGUUUCAGGCAUCCAGAAAGUUAAACAGUACACAUACAGAGAAUUAAAAAAUGCUACCGAAGAUUUUAGUCACGAAAAUAAAAUAGGGGAAGGUGGUUUUGGUUGUGUCUACAAGGGAAAGCUUAGGGACGGCAAUGUUGUUGCUAUUAAAGUACUUUCAGCUGAAUCAAAGCAAGGGGUCCGGGAGUUCCUGACAGAGAUAGAAGUGAUAUCGUAUGUAGAGCAUGAAAACCUAGUCAAGCUGUAUGGUUGUUGUGUGGAAGGAACCCAUAGAAUUUUGGUAUAUGGCUACCUUGAGAAUAAUAGUCUUGCACAGACUCUCCUUGGAGGCCACAGUAGGAUGCAUUUUGAUUGGAGAACACGUUAUAAAAUUUGUAUUGGUGUUGCACGUGGGCUAGCAUUCCUUCAUGAGGAAGUCCGACCUCAUAUUGUUCAUAGAGAUAUCAAAGCAAGCAAUAUCCUCCUUGACAAAGAUCUCAAUCCCAAAAUUUCAGACUUUGGUCUCGCAAAGCUUAUUCCAUCCAACAUGACACAUGUCAGUACUCGUGUUGCUGGAACAAUAGGUUAUUUGGCACCUGAAUACGCAAUACGAGGACAACUGACACGUAAAGCAGAUAUUUAUAGCUUUGGAGUUCUCCUUCUAGAAAUAGUUACUGGCAGAUGUAACAAUAACUCGCGGUUGCCAGUUGAAGAACAAUAUCUUCUUGAAAGGACAUGGGUGCUGCAUGAACGAAAGGAGCUCGUGGGGCUGGUUGAUACAUCAUUGGAUGGGAUUUUUGAUGCUGAGGAAGCAUGCAGGAUCUUGAAGAUUGGCUUGCUGUGCACUCAGGAUGCACCUAAGCUGCGGCCAUCAAUGUCAACUGUUGUCAAGAUGCUAACAGGUGAGAUGGAUGUGAAUAACAUGAAGAUAACGAAGCCAGGUCUUAUCUCUGAUUUCAUGGAUCUCAAAGUUAGAAAUGGUCAGAAAAAGAAGACUGAUGCGAUGACAUCUUACAUGGCAUCCUCUGGAUCAGAUAAGAUGGAUAAUUCAUCCCUCUCUUCAGGAAACACCACUUCCACUUACAACGCCACAUAUGGUACCAUGACCUUCAAUUCUAUAUACGAAAGAAGCAACUGAGAGAAGUCAUCCCUACGAAAGAUGUUCUAUUUUUUUGUUUCUUGCCUGAUCUACAGGUUUCUUGUCACAUAAGUUUUGGGUAACCCCAUUUUUUUUAUUUUUUUGUGUGUUUAACUUUGCUUACCAUGAUCAUUGUAGGAAAGUAAGCUUGUAAAAGAGGAUGGUUUGAUAUAUCAAAUGUUUUUAACUUCAUACAGGUA